Diuraphis noxia (Russian wheat aphid) is the source of this 1132-nucleotide messenger RNA. Its product is annotated as store-operated calcium entry regulator STIMATE-like. Gene Ontology annotation, cellular component: membrane. NCBI's taxonomy places the organism in Eukaryota, Metazoa, Arthropoda, Insecta, Hemiptera, Aphididae. The record is from RefSeq and is a predicted model, not a curated record.
AUAUAUAUUAUAUUAUGUUCAUCAAUACUUUAAUUUUAAAGAAGUUAUUCCGUAGUUGUUAUUAAUGAUUUGUGAAUGAAUCAAUGUUUUGUUUAUAAAAUGAUAUAGGUCUUCCUUUACGGCUUAAAAUUCAUGUGUCAUGAUGGUAGACAUAUUUGAUGAACCAGAUGUACAUUGUGAACCGAAUGCAUUGGUCGGUAAUUUUGGAUGGUUCCUACAAGGCCUUUUGGCUACAUUGGCAUUCCUUUGUUUAAUAAUAAAAAGAUUUUGUGAACCAAAAUAUGAUCGACGACCCUGGAAGGUAUGGUUUUUUGAUACUUCCAAACAAGGAAUGGGCUCCUUGCUUAUGCACUCAGCAAAUUUAGUUUUGGCCGGUCAAAUUCAAGGUGAUCCAUGCACUUGGUAUAUGAUUCAUUUUUUAAUGGAUUCAUCACUUGGUCUUUUAUUGAUAUUUUUUGGUAUACGAUUUUCCCAACAUGUAGCAAGAGUAAAAAAUUGGGAAUCUUUUAACUUUGGAGAAUAUGGAAAGCCAGAAUCAAUUAGAAUCUGGUUUAUUCAGUGUGGCUUAUACUUGUCACUUUUAUGUUGUGUUAAAAUUGUUAUUACAUUGUUAAUUUCAUUAGACAUCUGGCGAGUUAUCACAAAAUUUAUCAUGUCACCGUUUACUGACCCUAGAACAGAAUUAACUAUAGUCAUGCUUAUCAUACCUCUGUUUAUAAAUGCACUUAUGUUUUGGGUGACUGAUGACAUAUUGAUGCAUAGAAGUCGUCAUCGAGUUGGUUUAUUGCGACGUAUAAAAAUACAAUACCAUAAAGUUCAGCAAAGUGGAAGACUUGAUGAUACACCUAUUUCUGAUGAUGAUGAAUUGCUCAAUCUAGAUGAAACAUCAACAAUUCUACGAUCUAGUGGAGUUCAGGGUUUUUAAUAUGUUUCUUAAUUUUUUUUAAAUAAUCAUGCACUAUGGUAUUUACUUAAUUCCUCAAUUUUAAUCGACAUUCCUUCAAUGUAUAUUGCAUAUUAUUAUCACAGAUUACAUAAAGCUAGUAUGUGAUAUUAUACACCUCAUAAAAACAUAUUGUGAACGUUAUACAAUUUUCAAUAUUGUUUGUUACUUUUAUAUUUAUUAAUAAAA